This is a messenger RNA of Juglans microcarpa x Juglans regia, 1824 nucleotides long. RefSeq names its product probable transcription factor KAN2. The coding region runs from base 281 to 1372 and encodes 363 amino acids. Gene Ontology annotation, molecular function: transcription cis-regulatory region binding. Gene Ontology annotation, biological process: regulation of DNA-templated transcription; abaxial cell fate specification. The transcript has 6 exons. Lineage: Eukaryota; Viridiplantae; Streptophyta; Magnoliopsida; Fagales; Juglandaceae. Gene Ontology annotation, cellular component: nucleus. The record is from RefSeq and is a predicted model, not a curated record.
CUCUCUCUCUCUCUCUCUCUUUAUCUCAAAUCUCUGCAACUACUCCCAGCUCAAAGUGAUCAAACCCCAUCUUGAAACAAAACCCAGAGACCUCACCUGAAAAUUGAAAACAAUCACCCCCCAAGAUCACUAAAAAUCCCCCACAAGUUCAUCUUUCUAAUCUUUGAUAUCCAUUCUGCUAUCAUUCAAAGAACGAAGGAAAAAGGGGCCAUAAGAAUAACUACUACAGGAGGACAAAUACUCAAAGGAGUAGUUUAGGGGACUGGUUUGGUUGAAGAAGAUGGAGCUAUUCCCAGCACAACCAGAUUUGUCCCUGCAAAUCAGCCCUCCAAACAGCAAACCCACAACAAGUUGGAAGAGAAGGACGGAAGAAGAGGUGGAUUUGGGUUUCUGGAAGAGAGCUCUCGACUCCAGAAACUCCGUGUCCUCAAUGGCAAAACCCGACACCUGUUUCGAGCUCUCCUUGUCGAAUCCGAGGGCUUCCGAGUCCCUCUCCAACCAUAAUCAUAAUCAUCAACAUGGAAAUGGCAAUCUUUUCCACACCUUUCAGAGAAACCAGUACCAUCACCACCAACACCAGCUCCACCACCAGCCAAUGUUUCAGCAACCACCGCAAGGACUAAGCCACGAGCUUGAUUUUCUGAGACCCAUAAGAGGAAUUCCAGUGUACCAAAAUCUUCCUGCUUUCCCAUUUUCUCAACAGCUACUAGAUGCUUCUCAACCUUCUAUAGCUAAUACUACCACAAGUUCAAGUCCUUUUCAGUCUCAAGGGUUAAUGCGAUCAAGAUUUCUGUCACGGUUUCCAGCUAAACGAAGCAUGAGAGCACCUCGGAUGCGAUGGACUACUACGCUUCAUGCUCGCUUUGUUCAUGCUGUUGAUCUAUUGGGUGGCCAUGAAAGGGCUACACCAAAGUCAGUUCUUGAGCUUAUGGAUGUGAAAGAUCUCACGUUGGCACAUGUUAAAUCUCAUUUGCAGAUGUAUCGAACCGUGAAGACCACCGAUAGAGCAGCAGCUUCUUCAGGACAAUCGGAUGUAUUUGAAAAUGGGUCGUCUGGAGAUACUAAUUCUGAAGAUUUAAUGUUUGACGUUCAGAACCCAAGAAGGCCUGAGAGAUCCAUUAAUCAACAGGGAAUUAGACCGUUAACUCCUCAAGAUAAGGACUAUCAUGGUCUAUGGAGCAACUCGUCUAGUAGGGAAGCUUGGUUGCAUGGCAAACCUAAGGAUUCUGGUGGAAACAUGCCAUCCCUUGAGGACAUGGAUCCAAAAUGCUUAAGCUAUGAGAGAAAUUCAGAUGUGAGCUCAUCAACAACCCAUUCAAGGACAAGCCCCAAGAAGCCUAAUUUGGAGUUCACCUUGGGUAGACCACUUUGAAAUCUCUUCUGAUUAAUAUUUCCCCAUUUUGAAAUAUCAUUAUAACAGUACUGAAGGGGCCGGGGGGCUUGGAGAUGAGAAUCAGGUACCCGCUCAUGAGAAAAUCAGAGGAAAAGAAAUGAAAAAGAAAACAAAAGAAAAGGAAAAGCAAAAGGAGAGCUAAAGAAAGACAAGGAGACAAGAAAGACAGAAAGCAACAAAAGGAGAAGGGGGUCAUGAGGGAAGAAAAAAAAAAGCAUAUCCUUCCUUUCAGGCUCUGAUCAGAUCAAAUUUAACAUAUUAUAUUACUACGUAAAUAUAUGAGAUCAAUUGAUUUUGUAUGUUUCUGCACUCAUAGAGAGAGAGUCUCUCUCUGCAGAAACCUUUAACUAUCUUAAAGUAUGAAAGUGAUCUUGGUAGUUGUAAUGGAGCCCCUUUACAUUUUUAUGAUAUAUUUUAGGAUUUUUACCAAA